Messenger RNA from Penicillium oxalicum, 5217 nucleotides. Its product is annotated as histidine kinase-like ATPase domain-containing protein. The record is from RefSeq and is a predicted model, not a curated record. The coding region runs from base 1 to 5217 and encodes 1738 amino acids. The transcript has 2 exons. Lineage: Eukaryota; Fungi; Ascomycota; Eurotiomycetes; Eurotiales; Aspergillaceae.
AUGGCCCUGAAUGUAGAUUUCAACGCACUCAAGGCCCGGACCAUGGGGUCCGGCGCUGAUGAAGAAGCCGUGACGGUCGAUACUCGGGGUCUUAUCUCGAAAGUUCUUGCUCGGUAUUCUGGAAAAUGGACCGUACUCAGAGAAAUGAUCCAAAACGCCGCCGAUGCUUCCGCAACGAAAGUGACCAUUAAAUUCGAAACGCUACCUUCUACGACAGUGCCGUCUCCGACGUCGACGGACCCUACGGCUCUUCUCAAGCACACGAUAUCGAAUCAUACCCUUCGACGCCUCCUAAUAUCAAAUAAUGGUUCCCCAUUCAGUGAGAAAGACUGGGCUAGAUUGAAGCGCAUCGCCGACGGAAACCCAGAUGAGACAAAGAUCGGAGCAUUUGGAGUCGGCUUCUACAGUGUUUUUGAUGAUUGCGAGGAGCCUUUUGUGUCCUCUGGCACGCAGGCGAUGGCUUUUUAUUGGAAAGGCAACGCCUUGUUCACUCGUCGCCUUAACAUGAGUGAAACACCAUCGCAAGAUACGACGUUUGUACUGGAUUACCGCAAUGAUUCUUCUCCAGUUCCACAGUUAAUGCAGCUUUGCCAGUUCUUGUCAAGUAGCUUAACUUUUGUGGCGUUGGAAGAGAUUGAGCUGUGGCUCGACGAUUGGAAUCUCUUAAAGCUUUCCAAGAAGACUGCUCCUGGCGUGGAUGUCCCGAUCCCCCGGGAUAUUGAGACAAGAACCACAGACGGUCUGAUGAAGAUUACCAGCAUCACACAGGAGAUCGCGCAGGUUGAUGCAGCUUGGAUGCGCAUCGUGGAAUGGAAUCCCAAUGCUAGCAUGUUCCGGUUGGACAACCUCCGAGACACUACAAGCUCUCUGCGCAGCUUUUUUUCCAAGUUCACGAGUCAGGCGGGAUCUGAAAAGCAGAUCCAAACUCCCAAAGUGGAAGGCGUUGACGAGACAGCAAAUAUGACCGCGAUGCUAAAGGCCACUGUCUUUCUGCAUAUCAAUACUGCAUCUAUUCAACCAUCUAUCAGCACUUCCCUUAGCAAAGAGUUAGAACGCGCUACUCGAAAGCCGCCCCCAAAGCGGGCGACAAUUGCUAUAUUGACACCAUCUUAUGACGCUAACAUUGCAACCGGGGCAUCCGAAUCGCAGUCUGAAAUUCUGGCCUCCAUUCUACCAACAAAGGCUGGCAGAAUAUUCAUUGGAUUCCCAACACAACAAACCACUGGUCUCAAUGCUCAUGUCUCCGCACCUUCUGUGAUCCCCACCGUGGAACGUGAGAGUAUCGACCUCAAUACACGUUACAUCAGCAAGUGGAAUAUCGAAAUGCUCAGAGCAGUUGGAAUCGUCUGCCGAAUAGCGUGGUCAGCGGAAAUGAGCAGCAUCAAGUCCAAAAUCGCGACCAAAGUUGGAUCAACGCGUGCAUCCAAGAUUCGGAAGGAGGAUAUCGUUGAGGUCCUUCCAGAAGCUAUUCACACAGCCAAUCAGUUUGUCUUCCGCGAGUCAACGCCUUCCUCCAUGCUUGGACAGACGAUAGAGGACGCUUUUUGGAUGUGUAACAAGAAUGCUUCCAUUGAGAUUAUAUCAACCUGUGGUGUCAUUCCCAGCCAUCAGACUCGCAUCGCUCCGAAAGACCUCAGUUUCAUGGACUCUAUUCCAGCGCUGCCGGACGAGCUGGUGCUCAAUGCCAAGGAGUUUGUGCAGAAGUUGACAGAUUUCGGGCUGGUGACAGAAAUCACCGUGUCUGACAUUAAACGAGAAUUAGAAUCUCACACUCUUCGACCUAAUCAAAUAUCCGAGUUUCUAUCGUGGCUGGGACAAAAGGCCGUGACUGGACAACUUGAUGGCCUAUCAGUCAAGAGCUUACUGCGCGUGGCAGUCGCCAAUGACGAAGACAAAGAAGGAAAUCCCACCCGCCUCAUUGUCUUUGCGGACAUUGCAGGAUUUCUGAAUCCUCAUCGGAUACCGGCUGACUUGCCGGUCCCGCCGGGGGUGAUGCCUUUCAAGUUCACAAAGUCUCAAAGUAAAGCAGAGCUCGAGGCUCUUGGAUGGGCUGAACUGCAAAUAGUGCCAUGGAUUCGAUGGCUUGUCACAAAUGCGAACGAUGAGAAUUUGUUGGCAAAAGAGCAAAACAUCCUGAAAACUCCUGCCUUCGCGGGUCAAGUGCUUCCAGUUCUGUCCAAAGCCUGGGAACUCUUGAGUCCCUCCUCCCGGCAAGCGGUGGUCGAUAUUUUGCAGCCGAAUACUGUGAUUCCAACCAGGUUCGGCAUGAAGCAGCCGGCACAGACAUACUUUGCCUCUGUGCGGCUGUUCGAUGAUCUGCCGGUCGUGCAUGGCCUUAAUGGAGUCAAGGAGAAAUUUUUGGUCGCAUUGGGAGUCCGUAAAACAGUUGAAUUGGGCGUCAUAUUUGACAGACUCAUCAACUCCCCCGAUACCACCGAUGCCAAAGGUCCUCCCGCUCGGCGAUGGAACCACGUUGACCUGAUUCGCUAUCUCACCUCUGUGCGUGAGGAUAUUCCAGCCAACGACAUUCAACGACUCAAGAAUACGAGUAUAUGCACUGCGGAAAAUGACCCUCAAAGCCGUGGCACUCGUUACAAGAUUGCGGAGUUGUACGAACCAAAGGACUCACUUCGUGCGUUGGGACUCCCAAUCAUAGAGUGGCCCGGCAUCUACAACAGUGCCAGUAACGAAGGCAAAUUUCUAAGUAUGAUGGGGUUGAAGAGUUAUCCGACAGGCUCGGAGCUCGUCCGGCUCAUGGUCAUGAGUGACUCCGAGAAGGAUGUCACUAAAAAGAACAAGGCCCUGACCUACUUCUUGAAUGAGUAUCACACCAAUGGCUACGCAUCGUUCGAUAUCGGCGCAGUCACUGUGCCUUUUCUUCCGGUGGAGGGCUCGGACAGUCUCAGUACGCCGAAAAAAUGUUUCACUGAAGAGGGCGCCUCCUUGUUUGGGCUCAACAUACUGCAGAAGCGUCUCCAUCCGCAUAGCUCCAAAUUGGGAGUCAAAGCUCAUCCCCCGCUGUCCGAUUGCCUACAAAUAUUGAUUCGGCAGCCCCCCGCUACGAACAGGGAAGCCCGGAUAAUUUUCAAGUAUCUCGCUGGAAGAGUCUCCGACUUGAGUUCUCAAGACAUCGAGCGGGUCGGGAACGCGCCCGUCAUUCCUGUAGCCGCAAGUGGCACAUCUGAAAAGGGAACCCGUCCUCGAUUUGUCGCACCCAAACUCUGCUACUUAGGAGAUGGCGAAGACUAUAAAGACAUCUUUGACUUUGUAGACUUCGGGCAAGAAGCGAACCUGUUCCUCAUGGCAGUCGGUUCGAGAAGAGAGCCCACGAAGAACGAGAUUGCCCGCAUGCUAGUCAGAGAGCCCGCUCGCAUUUCCGCGACGUUUCAAAGCUCUGAUAAGUAUCUGAUGCUUUUACGCACAUUAGCUGAGCAUCUAUCUGUGCUGAAGAAGGACCGAGAACUGUUCAGUGAAAUGAAGCGAGCCAAAUUCCUGCUCGCCAGUCGAGACAUCCCUCCUCAGGUAGCGACGCAGAGUACUAAAGCUCAGCAGGCCGAGAAAGGUACUCUCGAUGCGGAGGAGGACCUGGACAUUCGUGAGUGGAGCUUAUCUGCUGCGAAAGAUAUUGUCGUUGUGGAUGACUUCCAAAGUUUCAAUCUCUUUAAAGAGCACAUCUUGGCUGCGCCGCAAGAAGAGGCACUAGAGAAUUUCUAUGCAGCUCUUGGGGCUGUUCCGCUUAGCAGUCUGGUCGAAGAGCAAGCACGAUUUGGAGGCGUUGCGGCCGACCAGAGCCCUGGUGCCAAAUUGCAUAAGCUCAUUCUCGAGCGUGCACGACUUUUCCUGCAUGACCAACCUGCCGACUCAAUCCAACAUGGUGCGAGGUGGUUAGAGACAAGCUUCGUGGUUCAAGUGGUCAAUUCGAUCACACUGACCCGCUCCUUGACAGGCCGUAGAGCGUCUCAUACCCAGAAGCGAAGUGCAAUCGUUGCGCGCUUGUCGACCGGAUGGGGCUUGUGUAUCUGCCCAGGCAGGUAUGACAUUUACGAGAUCAGCCAGUCUCUUGUGCACCUGUUACUCAAAAGGCCCAAGCUUCACUCAACGUUGACGUUGGAGAUGAUGCUCAAGACUGACCUCUUGGAGCUCCGUGCCCGUGGUUACAAUGUGGAGCGAAUUUUGAGACAAAAAGCUCACGAGGCCCGUAUGGCAGAGGAUAAGCGACAGAAACAGAUGGAGGAGGAAAGACAGGCUCUCAAGGAAAAGGAAGCCGCUUGGGCAGAGGCUCAAGCCCAACGCUCUCAGGAACAACAGUCUGCUCAGAAACUUGCCCAGCAAUCGCAAAACCCGAUGCCUGGCGUGUUCCCAGAGUCACCCAAGAGCAAGUCCGCCUCAAGUGAAACGCAGGUCGAGCCGGCUGCGCCCCCUGCGCCUGAAAGGGCGCCCCGCGGCUUGUUUGCGAACUUGACCAAACGCUUUGGAUUGGACAAAAACUCGUCAACAUCGACCUUAGAGCAAUCUCAAUCGCUGCUCAAUCACGAGAACAAGGAAUCCUCUCCACAACCGCCUCCAUACUCUUCCUCAGAUCCACAGAACAAGCGGCCAGAACAGACAGUCUCGGUCAGCUCUCCUCAUCGACUGAACCAAGAACUCCUUUCCGCCGUACAGGCAUGCCGACCUCAUGGAUCGUCCGAUGUGUAUAGCCGACCGGAGACAAACCAGAUUUCGGAGAGCAAAUCAUACUGUGACGAACGACCGAGUCAUGACUUGGAGUUUGUGGCGACGCUCCCCAGUGGAGUGAAUGUACUGUUUGUUAGGACCGUCAUCGAUCGUUCGGCCUUCCUUGCCAAUAAUCGCAACGGCAUCAACACAUUUGCAUCAGUCCUGUUGGACUGCGGCUCCAUCUUCGCGAUGCGGGCGGACAGCUUGAGUAUCUUCUAUGACCCUGGUGGCAAGACUAUCGCUUUCAACCGUGCCGGCAGCAUCUUCUGCAAUUACUUUUACUUCCAGCAAUUGCAGGAGCAGGCCUUGCUUCAGACUGGCAACCCUGACCGGACUGAUGCAAUUGUGUAUUGGUGGGUGAUUCUGUGUCACGAGCUGGCCCACAACCUUGUGGGAGAUCAUAGCUCUGCGCACAGUUACUAUACCGAGGGUUUCGUUGCGCAGUAUUUCCCCAAGGUUGCUACCAAGCUCGCCACGCUAUCGCAGCAAUCGCAAUCAUGA